Messenger RNA from Cladocopium goreaui, 489 nucleotides. NCBI's taxonomy places the organism in Eukaryota, Dinophyceae, Suessiales, Symbiodiniaceae. The record is from the annotation of a GenBank genome assembly.
AUGUUUCGCUGCAAAGAUGGUGGAUCCAACGAUGGCAGUACUUCAAGUGAUGAGACUGACAGCAGUAGCCAACCGAAUAAGAAAAAAAAGAAAACCACUGGCAAGAAAGGCAAGAAGUCGAAAGCUAGCAAGAAGAAGACCACUAAGAAACAGAAGAAGUCAAAGAAGUCAAAAAAAACAAAGAAGAAUGAUGAUGAUAGCGAAGACCCAGAGAAAGCAAAGAUUGCAGAUCUUGAAAAAAAGAUUCGCAAGGCAAUCGCUGAUGUCACCAAGAAGAUCAAAAACUGCAAUGUGGAGUUGACCAAAUCUGCCAACUGGAAGGCUCUCCAGAAGGACUUCAACAUGGCCCUGACUAGCCUCACAUCGUCUCGAUCUUCGAUGCAGACUGCCCUUGAGGGUGGAACGAAGGACCUGGAUCGAAUGACCCUGAUUCGAUGCAAGCUGCACUCGAUGAAAGUGAUGGCGCUUGUAGCCAGUAUGAUUCAGUGA